AGAACCCUGGGAGCAAGAGGCAGACAUCUCCCUAGCGAACCAGAAAGGAAGACUCUGUGCGUUCAGUUUCUGUGUUGCUCUGCUUCAACUCAGCUGCAUUGGGAAGUUGCACUUCUGUUGUUUUGAAUUUCUAUUGCAUUGACUGAAGAUGUCCGGUGGACCAAAAGUUUUUAAGAAGACCUCUCCCAAUGGCAAAUUAACCUUAUACCUCGGGAGGCGAGAUUUUGUGGAUCAUGUGGAAUCUGUGGAGCCUGUAGAUGGGAUUGUCUUGAUCGAUCCAGAGUACCUCAAGGAUAGAAAAGUCUUUGUGACCCUCACUUGUGCCUUUCGCUAUGGCCGAGAUGACCUAGAUGUCAUUGGGCUGACAUUCAGAAAGGACAUCUAUGUCCUCAGCAAACAGAUUUUCCCUCCUGUGCCAGACCAGGCACCAAAGACCUUCACUUCAUUGCAAGAAAAGCUGCAGAAAAAGCUGGGAGAGAAUGCCUAUGCCUUCACUUUUGAGAUGGCAACCAAUUUGCCCUGUUCUGUCACUCUCCAGCCAGGGCCCAAUGAUACUGGCAAGGCCUGUGGUGUGGACUUUGAGGUUAAAGGAUUUUGUGCUGAAAACUUGGAAGAGAAAAUACAUAAGAGGAAUUCUGUGCGGUUGGUGAUAAGAAAGGUCCAGUUUGCACCCGUCAACCCAGGUCCUGCACCAAAGUCUGAGAUCACUAAGCAAUUCAUGAUGUCUGACAAGCCCUUGCAUCUUGAGGCAACCCUGGACAAGGAGAUUUAUUACCAUGGAGAUCCAAUUGGAGUUAAUGUCAAAAUUAACAAUACCACCAGCAAAGUUGUAAAGAAAAUUAAGAUAUCAGUUGAGCAACUCACAGAUGUGGUUCUCUAUUCUCUGGACAAAUAUACAAAAACUGUGUGUUCUGAGGAGAUCAGUGAGACUGUGGCUGCCGAGUCUACUUUCUCCAAAAGCUACUCUGUGACCCCUACCUUAUCCAACAACCGUGAAAAGCGUGGCCUGGCACUGGAUGGCAAACUCAAGCAUGAGGAUACAAACCUGGCUUCUAGUACCAUUCUGAGGCCUGGGAUGGACAAGGAAGUUCUUGGGAUUCUUGUGUCCUACAAAGUCAAAGUCAACUUGAUGGUAUCCAGAGGAGGCAUCCUGGGGGAUCUCACUUCAAGUGACAUCUGUGUGGAACUGCCACUCAUUUUGAUGCACCCCAAACCUGAAGACCUUACACCAAGGAGUGAGGAGGACAUUGUGAUUGAGGAGUUUGCUCGCCAGAAGAUCAAGGGAGAGCCAGAUGAUGAAGAGGAGAAGGAAGAAGAGGACAAAGAAGAAAGUUAAUUUGCUGCCCUGCUAGACAGUAACCUUUCAACAGUAUGCUAUACCCAAAAUUCUGAGGGCAAAAAUCUUUGAGGACACUUCCUUGUGUAUUUGCUGUCCAUUAAAAAAGCAUCAAAGUUUCAUCAGUUCUAGUAAUAAAGGUGCAAAGUUAUGUCAUAGAGCUCUAA
Sphaerodactylus townsendi is the source of this 1503-nucleotide messenger RNA. RefSeq names its product arrestin 3 (gene ARR3). Gene Ontology annotation, molecular function: G protein-coupled receptor binding. The coding region runs from base 149 to 1336 and encodes 395 amino acids. The record is from RefSeq and is a predicted model, not a curated record. The transcript is spliced from 18 exons. Gene Ontology annotation, biological process: visual perception; signal transduction; G protein-coupled receptor internalization. Lineage: Eukaryota; Metazoa; Chordata; Lepidosauria; Squamata; Sphaerodactylidae.